Molecule: messenger RNA, 4754 nt
Organism: Acanthoscelides obtectus
Lineage: Eukaryota; Metazoa; Arthropoda; Insecta; Coleoptera; Chrysomelidae
Source: the annotation of a GenBank genome assembly
UGUAUAUAGUUUUAACGUCGAUUUGUUUAUUUUAUGGUUAUUUUUUCACAUGAGAUUUUAUUGUCUAUUCAAAUCACAAUUCAAAUAAUAUUUAUAAAUGUGUGUUUGACCGCAAUAAUAUUUGAUUUCUGUUAUCUCUUAUCGUAUGGACGUAGAAAGAUAAACCAUUUUAUUAGCUAUCGGAAUUGUUGAACACACCACUAGUGCAUGAAUUUACCAAAGUAGUUAUAUUAUGAUCCUGAAAGUGAACUGAAAUAAAUAUGGGUGAUUAUAUACUCCAGAAAACUAAAAUCACUUCAGUACCCAAGUAUGGGUUAAAAGUAAAAUUGAACCAUGUAUAUCCAGAAAAAAGGACUCAGAACUUUGUACCCUCCUUGAAGAUUAUAUGGAGCAUGUUACCUCUUAUAUUACGGUACCUGUGGGACUAUGUUAUCUCCAAGAUACGAGGAACUUAUGUGGUCAUGGAUUAUGUAUAUGUUGAAAACGCCAAACAAAUUUAUGGUGUUCCUGUAGGAGGUAUAGGCAGUGGCACUAUUGGUAGAGGAUAUAGAGGUGAAUUUUGCCGAUUUCAGAUGAGACCUGGCAUUUAUGAAUGGAAUACUGUAGAUGCAAAUCAGUUUAUAAUCACAAUCAAAGACCAACAUCAAGAAACAAUAUUCCACAGUCUUUUGACUACAUUUCCGAAAAAAUCACUCAAGUCUUGGCAAAGCCUCAUUGACGGAAGCAAAUGUAAUUAUACAGGACUUUACCCAAGAUCUUGGACAGAAUAUGAUUUGACGGAGUAUGGGAUUAAACUAAAAUGUAGGCAAAUAAGUCCAGUAAUACCACAUGACUAUGUUAAUAGUUGCUUACCAUGUGCAGUAUUUGUCUGGAGCAUAGAAAAUGUAUCUGAUGAACAAAGAACAGUUACCGUAUCUUUAACAUUCAAGAAUGGAACUGGUAACAAGAAGGACAGAAAUGCAACUUGUAGCUCAAAAAUAUUCUCAUACAUAAAUUCAGAAGGUGUCAUUCUCUAUCACACUAUUGAUAAUAUGAGGUGUACAUAUGCACUUGCAGUAAAAUCAGAGGAAGGUGUGAAGGUAUCUAAGUGUCUUUAUUUUGACCCAAAGUCAGAUGGAAUGAAACCAUGGAUACAACUGAAAAAUAACGGUGAAUUUGAAAAGGUUAGUGGAUCUUCUCAUGGGCAUGUAUAUGGCGAAAUGGCAUGUGGCAUCGCAGCUAAAACCACGUUACCACCUUCAACUUCUAAGCAAAUUGAUAUGAGUCUGGUCUGGGAUAUGCCAACCAUUACUUUCCCAGGCAAACGGAAAAACUAUCACAGGUUUUAUACAAGGAAAUUUGGAUUGGACAAUGCAGUAUUGAAAAUUGUGUCACAUGCAUUUGACCAGUAUGUCCAGUGGGAAGAAAGUAUAUAUGAAUGGCAAAAGGAUGUUCUUGAAAAUAGUGAAUAUCCGGAUUGGUAUAAAUCGGCACUGUUCAAUCAAAGUUAUUUUAUAAGCGAUGGUGGCGGCGUUUGGUUGACGUUGGACGAAGAAGAAUCCAUGAAACUAGGACCUAAUGAUCCAAGAUUGGCCUAUGGUCGAUUCGCCUAUUUAGAAGGUCACGAAUAUGUGAUGUAUAACUCCUAUGACGUACAUUUUUAUGCCUCCCAUGCACUGUUCAAAAACUGGCCAUACCUCCAGAAAUGCAUGCAGUACGAUUUGAGGGACUUUAUAUCCUUAGAGGUUCCGCAGAAGGUCAAAAUGAUGUAUGAUGGCCGUGUAGUUGAAAGGAAGUACCCAAGCACUGUUCCACACGAUGCGGGCACACCAGGCGAAGAACCAUUCAUACUUCCAAACUCUUACCCGAUCCACGACGUAAGUUGUUGGAAGGACUUGAGCUCAAAAUUCGUGCUCCAAACGUACAGAGACGCAUUUGCUUCUGGCAAUCCUGAUAAUGACUACAUUGCUGAUAUGUACGAUGCGUGUUAUACUGUGAUGCACAAGAGUUUGCAAACUGCUGUCGAUGACGAUGGACUCAUUGUGAAUGGUGGCACUCCUGAUCAGACUUAUGAUACUUGGAUUAUGACAGGAGUUAGUGCAUAUUGUGGAGGUCUGUGGUUAGCUGCUCUCUAUACUAUGAUCGCCUUAGCUGACCGACUUCGAAAAUCAGAAGACAAAGCAACAUUUGAAAAAGUAUUUGCAUCGGCCAGAAAAUCGUACGACCAGAAGCUGUGGAAUGGAAUAUGUUAUAAUUUUGAUUCAUCCAGCAAGGAAUCUACAGCUAUUAUGGCUGAUCAACUUUGUGGUCAUUGGUAUCUGAGGUGUUGUGGGAUAAACGACUAUGAUGUAUUUCCGAAAGAUAAAGUUAGGAAAACAUUGAGAACGAUCUAUGAAAACAAUGUUUUAUCCUUUUGUAAUGGAACGAUGGGAGCAGUUAACGGAUUUUUGAAUGGAGCGGCAGACACUGUUAGCUUACAAAGUCAAGAAGUGUGGACGGGAGUGACUUAUGCUUUGGCAGCAACUAUGCUGUUUGAGGAUAUGUACGACGAGGGUUUGAAAACUGCAGGUGGUAUGUAUAGGUCCAUGUCCGAGCUUUUUGGCUUAGAAUUUGACAUUCCAGAAGCACUAUAUGCUAAAAAGUUCUAUAGAGCUAUUGGCUAUAUGAGACCUUUGAGUAUUUGGUCAAUGCAAAUCGCGUUAGAAGGGAAGAAGAACCAAGAGACUAAAGCAGAAGGUUAGGUUAAGACAAUAAAAAUGUUCUCUGUAUCCAUGUGUACAGAAGUGAUAUUGAAUUUUGCAUUUAUAGAUAUAGUAGUCUAGUUUAAAUCAAAGCACAUAUUAUAUUGGAAAUAUGUUACACUCAAUUAGUUGUCACCUGAUAAAUUUUUGAAAGGUCAUUUUCACGACAGGUGGAAAAAUAACGCUCAGUAUAGGCAGACUUUGGGCGAGUAUUAGUGCUUGAAAUCGGUAUGUCCUUAGUGAAGUAACACUCUCAAAAUGGCACGUUAUUUUUGGUUCCAUUUGGUCCAGAUCAUGCCGAAGAAUCUGGGCAACAACGUGAGUGGUAAUCGAUGGAUUUCGGGUGGAUUAAAGGAUGUAGUUUGGUGAAAUUAACUUCAGAAUUUUAUUUGGCAAACCACCUACGGGAGUAGUCGUUGUCGAACGGAUUGAAGUAACCGUGCCAGGACGAAGUAUUACUCCUAAACAAAAAGUGUUCAAAGAAAACUAUGGAUUGUUGUGUAUUAGUCUAAUCAUGUUAGCAAAUUUCCCCGAAAUAAUUGUAAAAUCUGGUUUUAUUGAUGCAAGUUGUUCAAGGGGGUAUUUCAAAGAUGGACGCAAAAAAUGCGUACACCAAUUUUUGUGGGAAAACUUUUUAUUCGACAACAAAGAAUGAGAAAACGUGUUUUUUGGGAUUCAAUCGAAAGUGUUGGCAGGAACGAAAAACUCUUCAUAUAAGAUUUUUAGGUAUUCAUGAGACCUACAAAAUGAGACCACACGUAAAAAGAUCCGAUUAAUAGCAAAAAUGUUAUAGCACAAAACCGAGGCAAACUGCAGGUUUUGGCACUUGUUGGUAAUGCAAUGAUGGUUCCUCACAGAUACUUAAAAUUCUUCAAAUUCGUACUUCUAAAUAAUCACAACAAAAUUGGAGUAGAUUGGUCAAGUAGUUUUUGAGAAUUUCUAAUUGUUUAUCUCAAAACACCUGUUUACUACUACUAGUUUAUUGAGCAAUCUACAGGGUUAGUUCAACGAGCACUUUGUAGCUAAAUACACUAGUUUACCUUGCCGAUAUGAAUCCAAACCAUUCCGGAAGAUAAAUGUUAUUUUUAUGCAAAAAAGGAUGGGUUACGUUUUUUCUUCUAAACAAAUUCAAACAGUUCGUACUUGUGAGUAAUUCGCAACAAAAGAUGAUAGACACAUCCGCUUUGUUUUAAAAUGUAUAUAGUAACGUGUUUUUCGAAUAUCGUAGCGCAUAUUUUCAAUUACUCACAAAUACGAAAUGUUUGAAUUUGUUUAGCAGAAUAAAAGCGUGUUAAAAACGUAACAUUUGUUGUUCGCAUAAAAAACACGUUUUCUCAUUCUUCGUUGACAGAUGAAACAAAAGUUUUUACACAAAAAUUUGUGUACCCAUUUUAUGCGUCCAUGUUUUAAAUACCCCCUUCAACAACUUGCAGCAAUAAAACCAGACUUAACAGUUAUUUCGCAAACCAGGGGUAUUUUCGUCUAAUAUGAUAGUAGAUGUCAGUUGGAUUAUAUCCUGGUAAAAUUAACUUGUUUUCCCGUAUAAUCUGACUUUUCUUCACUUCAUCAACUUACGAUGUUACUUUCACCAGACUAUUUUCGAGACCUGCGUACACGACAUCUACAGAGAAAUCCAUAUACCACCGACGUGUGUACCAGAGAGAAGCGCGAUAAGCGUGCAAUACGUGUUAGAAAGAGAUAGAAGCUCCACGUUGCCUUCCUAACGUACGUAUUGCACGUUUUUCGUACUCCUCUCUCGUACACAUUACCCUGUCAGCGAUAUUUGGAUUUCUCUGUAUACUCCCGUCCAAAGUUGCAAAGUUAAAUUUACCAUUUAAUAAAGCUGUCAAACACCUAGAACAGGAGUAAAAUGACAAAUGGAAUAAAGGAAUACCCAGAUGAAUUAACUGUGUAUGUUUAUUAGGCAAGCACAAGUUUUCCUAUUACUCGAUACAAACACAGGUUCUUUUUAGACAAACUUUAUUAUAUUCCAAAACUAUAUCAACAAAUGAAUUUAAACUGUAUCUAACUGAU